Dracunculus medinensis (Guinea worm) is the source of this 315-nucleotide messenger RNA. Lineage: Eukaryota; Metazoa; Nematoda; Chromadorea; Rhabditida; Dracunculidae. The record is from the annotation of a GenBank genome assembly.
AUGGUAUCCGGUCGUACUGAACACUUCAUUACUCAAAGCGGAAAAUGUGUUACCAACAAUAGUAUAAUCUUAUGGAAUGGAACCGAAAUAUCAAAGAAUUGUCCAUACAAAAGGAUUGGUAUAUAUGAUGGCGCACAUUUAUGGAAGCCAUGUAAUUAUAAUAACUUUACUAAACCUUAUCGCAUGGAUGACGAUAUUAUCAUCGAUAUGGGUCAAAGGACUAAAAAUUUGUUACCAGCUAUAAACAUAGUGCGUCAAAGAAGUUGUCAAAAUCGUAACAAUUCAUUGCCACAAAUUGGGUGGUUAUCGUCGUAA